AUGCGGCGACUCCAGCGCUGUUUAAAUCAUGCAACGGUGGCGCUGCUUGCGGUGGCGGACGCGGGCGCGACACGCCAGCGUGGCCUGGCGGGCGUGGCCCCGGCGGCGCGGCGCCUCCGGCACCGCAACCCGCGCCUGCACGCACUGCUGGGCGUGGGCGGCUCGCGCCUGCCCGCCGCCCUCACCGACGCCCUGCUGCAGUCGCCCGAGAAGCGCGCGCGCCUGGCGGCCAGCGUCGGCAACGCGCUGCGCCACGCUGACCUGCAGGGCCUGGAGCUGCAGCUGGCGUGGGGGCCCGCGCCGCGCCCCGCGCGUGACGCCAAGGCCUCGCUCGUCGGCCUGCUCAAGGCUCUGAGGUACGAGAUCGACCAGGAGAGCGACCUGUUACUUGAGCGGGGAAAGCGCGCCUACGACGUCUCCGAGAGCAUCCUUGAAGACUACACCACCAGCGAAUGGACGCCCACCAGGCCUGACGGAUCGUCGCUGCGCAUCCAGCGGCGUCGCUCCACCACCACCACUUCCACUUCCACGUCGACCGAGGACAGCGCGCUGGGCGGCGACGCGCUCAACUACCUGGCGUUGGAGCGCGCGGGCCAAGGACGGCGCUUGCUGCUGCUGCGGCUGCCCCAGGAGCCCGAGGUGCUCGUCAAGCGCUUCGACUUCAAGAACAUCUCAAAGUACGUUGACUACAUGACGGUGCCCACCGACAACAUCACCGACUCCACUGAGCGCGGCGUCACCUACCACCCCAGUCGGCUGAUGGGCAUCUCCGACCUUCUCAAUACGGACUCUAUGCUGGAUCUGCUGACGGGACUGGGUGCACCGCACUCGCUGCUUAUCAUCACGGUGCCCGGCGCCGCGGCGAGCUUCACGCUGCAAGACGCUGCCCGCAACACCCCGCGUUCUGCCGCCGUCGCCGGACCCGAAUCCAUCCCGCAGACGCAGAGCAAGUACGUGCUGGUACGCGGCCUCGCUGGCGCCGCGCUGCGCGCCGUGGACGACGAGGACUGGACGGGCGCGUGCGGCCGCCUUCACGAGGGCCUGCGCGCGGCCGCGUCGCUUCUGCGCAUCAUGCACCGCCACUUCACGCAGCUGGCCCGCAAACCCCGCGCCGCGCUGCUCGCCGCCCUCGAGGAGGAGGUGCACGAGGCGGCCGCCGUCAGCUACUCCGGUGAGCGGCCGCCCCUUGCCCGCGCCCACGCCCGCGCGGACUGAGGGCGCCACGUCGGCCGCACUUCCCACACCCUCACUACGAAGGUCCCUACCCCUCGACUUUGCUUUUCUCCUCAAUAGGCUCUUCCCUUCAACAAUACUCUUCUCUUCAUCCAUACAGACCCUCCUCUUCAACCAUACUGUUCCUCCCCUUCAACUAUACAUUAUAUCCUCAAAAGAGGAUAGCCCCCCUUACAAUUUUUCCUCGAAAUAACAGUGGCUUCCCUUCCACAUUAGAGUUCCGUCCCCUUUGCACCAUCCCCCCCCCAAGGCAACAUCCUCUUACCCACAUAGCAUUCUACCAUCAUCUACCCAAUUCCUCUCAUUCCACCUCCUCUUCUUGCUAAUAUUUUGUCAAGUUAGUAUCAAGUUGAUUGUUCAUAAAGCUGCCUUUACGCCCAUUGAUGAAAAUUCGAAUAAAGCCUGUGCGAAGAUGUGCAGACAUCUGGUCGAAGAAUUUCAAAGACAAAUGCGAAAUUAUUAAGUCAGCAGCAUUUUCACAAUUACAAAACAGAAAAAUAUAUAAAAUACAUUUAUAAUAUUCGAUAUUAAAUUAAAGUUGUGUUGAAGGACAUAAUAUAUAAUAAAAUUUAAGCACAACUCGAAUUUUAAUUUUGAAUUAAGUACGAAUGUCACCUUUCUUAAAAUGUAAAACACUUUUGAGCUGAGUGAAAAAUAGAAAAUCAGUAUGUUAAAUAAGUGAAUUUUAAACUAGUUCACGAAAUAUUUUAUUUAAAAUGUAAUAGUAAAUGAUAUUUUCAUGUUACAAAUCAAUACAAAUGCCGGAUUCAUUAAGUGAUGAAUACUAAAUUUGUAGUAAAGAAUAAUGAAUAAUGAGUAAGUAGUAUUACGUUAGUUUCAGAUAUAUUUGAUCGAAA
Molecule: messenger RNA, 2090 nt
Organism: Gryllus bimaculatus (two-spotted cricket)
Lineage: Eukaryota; Metazoa; Arthropoda; Insecta; Orthoptera; Gryllidae
Source: the annotation of a GenBank genome assembly